Molecule: messenger RNA, 2106 nt
Organism: Periophthalmus magnuspinnatus
Lineage: Eukaryota; Metazoa; Chordata; Actinopteri; Gobiiformes; Gobiidae
Gene: clpp
Product: caseinolytic mitochondrial matrix peptidase proteolytic subunit
Exons: 7
Coding region: 64-864 (266 amino acids)
Biological process (GO): protein quality control for misfolded or incompletely synthesized proteins
Cellular component (GO): endopeptidase Clp complex
Molecular function (GO): ATPase binding; ATP-dependent peptidase activity; serine-type endopeptidase activity
Source: RefSeq, a predicted model, not a curated record
GGGUGACGCUGCUAAUGUUUCCGGGUCAGACAGGUCGUACAAAACGGAGUGUGAGCUUAUAAAAUGCUGUUACGGAGGUUGUUGCAUGUUGGAGGGAUGGCGGUCCGACACAGCAGGUCUAUCCAUCACAGUGCGGUUUGGAGGAGUCCUCUCAUCCCCAUAGUGGUGGAGCAAACGGGCCGAGGGGAGCGAGCAUAUGACAUCUAUUCCCGCCUGCUGAGAGAAAGAAUCAUCUGCGUCAUGGGCCCUAUUGAUGACUCUAUAGCCAGUCUAGUGAUCGCACAACUGCUCUUCCUCCAAUCAGAGAGCAACAACAAACCCAUCCACAUGUACAUCAACAGCCCAGGUGGAGUGGUGACCGCUGGCCUGGCCAUUUAUGACACCAUGCAGUACAUUCUGAACCCCAUCUCCACCUGGUGUGUGGGGCAGGCGGCCAGCAUGGGCAGUCUGCUGCUGGCUGCUGGCACCCCAGGCAUGAGGCACUCCCUGCCCAACGCACGCAUCAUGGUGCACCAGCCAUCCGGGGGCGCUAGGGGCCAGGCCACAGACAUUGCCAUCCAGGCCGAGGAAAUCCUGAAGCUAAAGAGACAGAUCAACAACAUCUAUGCCAAGCACACGGGGCAGCCUCUGGAGACCAUCGAGGGUGUGAUGGAGAGGGACCGCUACAUGAGUCCUAUGGAGGCACAAGACUUUGGCCUGAUAGACAAAGUGCUGGUGCACCCUCCUCAGGCAGGACAGGACGAGCCAGAGCUGGUGCAGAAAGAGCCCACUCAGACCCCCGCUUCUCCCUCCUCAGAGACCCCCACAGCAGAGUCAAGUCCGAGUGGAGCCAGUCGCCCCACCUCAUACAAGCCAGAGCCCUGACACACAGCUAUGGACACUUUCUAUACUAUACUGUCUAAGGUGUAAUAAACUGUACCCCCAGUGUGGAGAUCACACAAAGAAAUGAGUGAAUGAUUAUGAUGAACUAGGUCAGCCAUAACACGAUUUAGACUGGUGUUUGUGUCCGAGCCACACUCGUCAAGACACAACAAAUAGUACUCUUUCUAAAAAGUUUAAAAAUAUUAAUUUUUAUUAUAAAUAAAUGUUUUUUGGAUUAUUUUCUUGAUGUUGGGACCAGAUUUGUCACAUGACCUGUACCAAAAUCACAUUCACCUGUUGGUCUGAAAUCAAUUUCCUCUUUGGCAGAAAUUACAUGCUGAGUGACUAACUUUUUCACAGCAAUCGGAUAAAUGCUUGGGUUAUGUGGGGCCUUUGCAAGUGGAGUUUUCUUGCUCAUCUUUUCCCCCCUGUUAAUCGAUUCAUCAAUAAAUUGUUUAGAUUGCAUAAGGCCUGUAAAUAUGAUGGCACUUUAUAAAUGCCCUCCAUCAAGCUGUGCUAGACAAAAGUUGUUCCAUGAAAUACCAAUUUUACACUUUUCCUGUGUCUUACCCGAGUCAUAAAGCCUCUUUGGUCUAUACACAGACUCAAACCAUGCUUUUGCACAGAUAAUGGAAUAAUUAUUUAAAGUGAUUAGUUGAUCCAUAUAACACCAUGCAAAGGGAAAUAACCCAUUACUCGCUUUCAUAAUUUUACAUUCUAUAAGCCUAUAAUAUUUAAGAGAUGGGAGGCACUGGUAAAAUUGCUAUUACAAGAAUUGUUAUAUAGUGAAGUCAAAGGCCUAGUCACAAAUAGAAAUUAGGGCUGCAUGAUAUUGCACAAUUUUUCAAUACAAUUUAACUGUAAUGUUGAUAUUUUGCCAUAUUAAUACUUUUUUGACCCAAUAAUUUAUUGUAGGAAAAUUUGUUUUUGUUUUUAGUUAAUUAUUAAAUCAUUAACAGCUUUAACACAUGCCUUUAAAAAAAAACAACAGUAUUUUUGUCAGAGAACCUAUUUCAAUUAUUGCAGCAGUCAGUAUUACGAUCAAUACCUUUGCAAUAUAUUGUGCAGCCCUAAUGGGAACAGUACAACUUCCUAUAGCAAAGUAACCAAACUUUUGACGUUGGCAUGUUCAUGUAAAUGUGUAAUUCUCAGGCAGAAUUCUUGGUUUGGCAAAUCAAAUGUUAUACCAGUUAAUAUGCACAUGUGAUAUUACGCCACAAUUCAAACAAACCAAACUGCAGGAUA